AUGUCGAUGCCAUUACACGGAAGCUCGCAACAACCUGAUAUGCAGCGUGGCCAGAAGCAUCGGUGCGAGUCACAUCAGCGGACCUGGCCCGUACCGGAGUCGCAGCUUCUGACUGGCGAAAUGGGAGAACUGCCUGGAAUGAACGAUGAUAUUUCUGAUGCUGCCAGCUCUAUCGUUGGUGACAAUAUCAUAUCUCCGCUCUUGAACAUGAUAGCAACCCAACAUCUCUUGAUCCCCGAACGAAAGAGCAGAUAUAGUAUUACGGUCAUGUCAAUGCAAUAG
Penicillium mononematosum is the source of this 282-nucleotide messenger RNA. RefSeq lists its product as uncharacterized. Bases 1 to 282 code for a protein of 93 amino acids. The record is from RefSeq and is a predicted model, not a curated record. The transcript is spliced from 2 exons. Lineage: Eukaryota; Fungi; Ascomycota; Eurotiomycetes; Eurotiales; Aspergillaceae.